Messenger RNA from Raphanus sativus (radish), 1199 nucleotides. RefSeq lists its product as uncharacterized. The coding region runs from base 59 to 844 and encodes 261 amino acids. The transcript is spliced from 8 exons. The record is from RefSeq and is a predicted model, not a curated record. NCBI's taxonomy places the organism in Eukaryota, Viridiplantae, Streptophyta, Magnoliopsida, Brassicales, Brassicaceae.
GGAUUUUUAUCUCCCGUAGACAUCUAAAUCUUUCACAUUUGGGGGGGUUGGAGAAAAGAUGGAAGCUUGUUUGAGAUGUUCACGAGGAGGAAGCAAUCUAAUUGAAGCGUUGAGACCAAUCGGCAAAUUUUCCGGUUCUCUCCGGUCUUGUUCAUCUUCUUCUGUCUCUUUCAGCACCGAAGACAAGCGGGUGAAGAGAGCUUAUGAUGGUUUGUUGCUUGAUGCUGGAGGAACCCUUUUGCAAUUGUCGGAACCUGUACAUGAAACUUACGCCUCCUUGGGCCAAAAAUACGGUCUCAAGACAACUCCAGCUGAGAUAAAGCAAGGUUUCAAGAGAGCUUUUGCUUCUCCUUGGCCUGAGAAGUUGCGUUACCAGGGUGAUGGAAGACCCUUUUGGAAGCUCGUUGUUUCCGAAGCUACCGGUUGUUCUGAUAAUGACUACUUUGAAGAUGUCUACCAAUAUUACGCGAAUGGUGAGGCGUGGCAUCUCCCAGAAGGAGCUUAUGAGACAAUGUCACUACUGAAAAGUGCCGGAGUUAAGAUGGCUGUUGUAUCCAAUUUCGAUACCCGCCUUAGAAAGCUAUUGAAGGAUCUUAAUGUCAUAGAUAUGUUUGACGCUGUGAUUGUAUCCUCAGAAGUCGGAUACGAGAAGCCUGAUGACCGAAUCUUCAAAUGCGCUUUAGAGCAAAUCAGCGUAGAAGCAAACAGAGCAGUGCAUGUUGGAGAUGAUGAGGGAGCAGAUAAAGGCGGUGCAAACUCCGUCGGUAUUACUUGUUGGCUUUGGGGAAAAGAUGUGCAGACAUUCUCAGACAUACAAGAUCGGAUUUUGGUUUCAGAACACUAAGCUUCGAAGAGCUUGCCCAAUGUGGUUUUAGCUCUGGUCCAAUGGAGGUAUUGGAGCACUAUUGGAGUGUCUCUGGCAUUACUAAUACGGUUGGUCCUGCCAUGGCCAUUGAGACUCUUUAAGUAUCACCCAUUUGUUACCACUUACCACCCAGCUUAGGCAUUGGUAGUGUAAUAAGAAAAAGAAUCGUCUAUCUUCUUGAUUAGUAUUCAAACCAAAAUCGAAUUACAUUUACAGUGUCUUUACAAUCACAUGUUGCAAUACAAUACUAGUUAAUUUAUUGUUUGAAAAUUGAGACUAAAGAAGCGUCAAAUUGAUGUUUGAGUUUGUUAUAAAGUCUUGUGUUAUCUCGGUA